This is a messenger RNA of Ananas comosus (pineapple), 1630 nucleotides long. RefSeq names its product putative methylesterase 11, chloroplastic. Gene Ontology annotation, molecular function: methyl jasmonate esterase activity; methyl indole-3-acetate esterase activity. Lineage: Eukaryota; Viridiplantae; Streptophyta; Magnoliopsida; Poales; Bromeliaceae. The record is from RefSeq and is a predicted model, not a curated record. Bases 162 to 1373 code for a protein of 403 amino acids. The transcript is spliced from 5 exons.
CGUUUUUCUCUGAAACUCCGCGAGCGAAAAGCAAGCGUAAAAACGCGACUCGAAAUACCAAAUCCUCUCCUCUUCCAAAUCCCCCAUUCCCCAAACCCUUGAUUUCGCCCCACCUCCGAAAAAGCCCUAACUUUUCCUGUUCGACCUCUCAUGCGGGAUCGAUGGGGGCGGUGCUCUCGUGCUUCUCAGACGCGCCGGAGGAGACGAAGCAGCGGCGCGCUCCGCGUCCGCCCCCGCCGGGGCGCCGCGCCCACCGCGUGAACGAGGCCGCGGCGGCGGCGGCGGCGGCGGCGGUGGUGGGGCUGGGGUCGAGCGAGCGGUGGGGGCGGCGCGCGGGGAGGAAGGAGCGCGCGGCGGAGGAGGCGCUGAUCCACGAGCAGGCCCUCGCGGCGGCGGCGGCGCUGGUGCUGCAGCAGAGCGGCGCGGGGAUCGGAUCGGCGCCCUUCGAUCGCUCGGCGUCGCUGCGGUACCCCGGCCAGGGACACAAGAAGCAGCCGCUACCCCGGAGCUCGAGCUCGCGGCCGCGGUCGCUCGCCGAUCCCGUGCUCCAGCCCCAGCAACUCGUCCAACAGGGUAUAAAGGCUGAGGACUUAGAGACCAACCACUUUGUUCUUGUCCACGGCGGUGGUUUUGGUGCUUGGUGUUGGUAUAAAACGAUAGCUCUUCUGGAAGAUGGUGGAUUUAAAGUCAACGCUAUUGAUCUCACUGGAUCCGGAAUUCAUUCUUAUGAUACAAAUAAAAUUACUAGUCUAACCGAUUAUGUCAAGCCGCUCACAACUUUUCUUGAAACCCUAGGUGAUACAGAGAAGGCGAUAUUGGUGGGGCAUGAUAUUGGUGGUGCUUGUAUAUCCUAUGCAAUGGAGAUGUUCCCCUCUAAGGUUGCGAAAGCUGUUUUCCUCUGUGCAGCAAUGCUGACAAAUGGCCAAAGUACUCUUGAUAUGUUCCAACAGCAAGCGGAUACAAAUGAUCUUCUCCGACAAGCCCAAGUAUUUGUGUAUUCAAAUGGCAAGGAGCAGCCUCCUACAGCUAUCAAUCUCGACAAGGCUUUUGUAAAAGAUCUGCUUUUUAACCAAAGUCCUGCUAAGGAUGUAUCCUUGUCUUUGGUUUCUAUGCGACCCAUCCCUUUCGCCCCCGUGCUGGAGAAGCUCUCUCUCACCGACGAGAAGUUCGGCUCAGUGAGGAGGUUCUAUAUAGAGACCACAGAGGACAAUGCAAUACCGCUCUCGCUGCAACAGAGCAUGUGUAGCUCUAACCCGGCCGAAAAAGUGUUUAGGCUGAAGGGCUCCGACCAUUCUCCGUUCUUCUCGAAGCCGCAAGCUUUACACAAGCUAUUGGUGGAGAUCGCGAACAUCCCCUCGGCUCAGGUCUCCUAAGUCGCUUAUAUAUGUACAAAGAUGCAUAUAUAUCCGGCGGCAAAUUUACGUUACUUAGAAAUUUGUGGGAUUACAAGCAGCAAUAUCUUUUUUGUAUAGUUUGCCAAAUCUAUUUCUUUACCACCAUCGUUACAUUCUUAUGACGUACGAGCUGACAUCUAGGGAAAAUAAAUUUUUUUUUACCCCUUUUUUUAAUGCCUAUUUGAGCAUUUCUCAUGUUUCAUUGAAACAUUUUGUAGUAUUUAUUUUGUUUUUAA